This is a messenger RNA of Arabis nemorensis, 621 nucleotides long. NCBI's taxonomy places the organism in Eukaryota, Viridiplantae, Streptophyta, Magnoliopsida, Brassicales, Brassicaceae. The record is from the annotation of a GenBank genome assembly.
AUGGUAGCGAGAGCUAGAGCUUCUCCUUACGAGGUUCUUGGUGUGUCUCCAUCAGCGACUCCUCAAGAUAUAAAAAGGGCUUACCGUAAACUUGCUCUUAAGUAUCACCCAGAUGUUAAUAAAGAGGCAAAUGCGCAGGAGAAGUUUCUGAAGAUAAAGCAUGCAUACACCACUUUGAUAAACUCUGAGUCACGGCGUAAAUAUGGAUCCGAUAGUCGCGCGUCUGGUUAUUCAUAUUCGACGGGUCAAACAAGCAGAAAAAGCGACAGUCAAAUCGAGGAAGAUUUCUAUGGACUUGGGGAUUUCUUCAAAGAUCUUCAAGAAGAGUUUAAGAACUGGGAAGCUAGUGCGUCCUCACAAGGAAAACCGAAAAGUCUUUGGGAGGAACUAUCGGAAAUUGGGGAAGAAUUUGUGGAGUUUCUUGAGAAAGAGCUUAACAUAAGCGAUGAGGAAAAUGACGGAUCAAACAAAAACGGUGAAGGAUUUGAUUUUGACGAAAGCUCCUCAACAGAGAAAUCGCCAGGGAAUAGUAAUAAUAGCACGAAGAACAGUAUAGAAGACAAUAUUGAUGAGAUCGAAGCAACUCUCGCUCAAUUGAAGAAAGAUCUUGGCUUGCAAUAA